Messenger RNA from Epinephelus lanceolatus (giant grouper), 7204 nucleotides. Its product is annotated as protocadherin Fat 4. Gene Ontology annotation, cellular component: plasma membrane; catenin complex. Gene Ontology annotation, molecular function: beta-catenin binding; calcium ion binding; cadherin binding. NCBI's taxonomy places the organism in Eukaryota, Metazoa, Chordata, Actinopteri, Perciformes, Serranidae. Gene Ontology annotation, biological process: neuron projection development; homophilic cell-cell adhesion; multicellular organism development. The record is from RefSeq and is a predicted model, not a curated record.
CGCAACCGAGCCGAUAUGGACACCGGCGGUUUGACUCGGAGUGGUCUGCUCCUCGUUUUCUCCAUUUGUGUGUGUGUUGUUACUGGGACUUCUAUUGGUACUUCAACCAUAAACUGUGCUGCGGGUAGCAGUCAGUAUGUGGGUGCAGUGGAUGAAGGAUAUACAGGCAAUGUGGAGGUGGUGUCGGGGAUCACAGCAGGAAGCAAUGUGAAGCUGGUGUCCUACAUCUUCCCAGAACAUCUGCAGUAUCUGGAACUGAGCUUCACAAUUGGAGACACCAGCGCAACUGUUCGCACCAAGAAGCCGCUGGAUGCAGACACACUGGUUGGGAGUGACAGAAUCUUGUAUUACUCUGUCAUGUGUGACGGCGCAAUUAAGUACAACAACACUCGGACACUGCUGAUCAACGAUCUCAAUGACCACAGCCCGGUGUUUGAACAGGAGGUUUACAACACCUCUGUCUCUGAGGCACGAGAAGUAAACAGCGAGGUUCUUCGAGUGACAGCUGUGGACGGAGACAGCACCUCAGCCAACAACCAAGUGACAUACUCCAUUGCACCAACUUCAGAGGACUUUAUUGUGACCAACUCAGGGGCUUUUAUUUUGAAGAGACGUUUGAACUACAAUGUAGUCCGAAACUACAACUUCAUUGUGACGGCCCAGGAUAAAGGAGGGUUCAGUGACACAGCCACUGUGUUGAUCAACGUAGUCGACUUCGAUAACUUGAAUCCAUAUUUCAGCCACAGUGUGUACCAGGCUUUUAUUCGGGAGAAUCAGGCUGGGCCUUUCCGUACCAUUGAGCCAGAGGCGAUAAAGGCUCAGGAUGGAGACACUGGGAUCAACAUGGCUUUAACUUACAGCAUCAGUGCAGUGUCUCCAGACAAAUAUCAGAGAAACUUCAACAUUGACUCAAGCAGUGGAGUUGUGUCUGUGAUCACAGCUCUAGACAGAGAGGAGAUGAACAGCAGUGUGAUCUCUGUCCGCAUCAAGGCGGCCCAGACAGACGACAGUUUGAAGACGGCAGAUGCUGUGGUGUCUGUCACUAUUGAAGAUGUGAAUGAUAACCCUCCAGAGUUUGACCAGCCCAAGUACUCUGCAACACUCCUGGAAAAUUCUCCUGUUGAUGCUGUUGUGUUCAAAGCCGUGGUCACCGACCUGGACGAGGGAGGUUUUGUGGGAACUUUGAGGAUCCUUCCAGAAUCUGCUCCGUUCUCAAUCAGUUCUGAUGGGACGGUCAGAGUGAAGAACUCUGCAGCUCUGGACAGAGAGACCACUGAAAGUAUCACAUUUCAGAUUGAAGCAAGGGAGACGGAUCCACCCAACAAUGUUGCAGUGGUGCAAGUCAAUGUAACUCUUCUGGAUGAGAAUGACAACAGUCCUGUGUUCACCAGUAACAAGUACGAGGGGAAGGUGUUUGCAAAUCAAACAGUGGGACAGUUGCUGGUCCAGAUUAAGGCAGAGGAUCCAGAUGCUGGCAAGAACGGACAGAUCAAAUACUCUAUUGACUUCGGGAACAAUGACGGCUACUUCUCAUUGGAUGAAAACAGUGGAGACAUCACGCUGGUUAAAAAGAUCCCCCUGGUGGACAACAUGAUUUUGGAGUUCCCUCUCUACAUAACAGCCAGAGAUGGGGGCACCAUAUCCCGCUCCUCUGCAGCACAGGUGAACAUUCGCGCUCCUGGUAACUCAAAUCCUCAGUUUUUAGAAGAAGUGUACCGUGGUUCUGUAGAAGAAGAGCAGGAGCCAGGAGUUGUGAUUCUCAAAGUUAACUUCCUCUCACUAGCUGCCGAGAUUCCUCCGACUCUCCAAGUUGUUACAGAAGCCGACAAGUUCUCCAUCUCCUCCAGCGGUGAGUUCACCACCAGAGUGCAGCUCGACUACGAUGAGGCUCCACACAACUACUCUGUGACCAUCUCCAUCUCUGACGGGGUCUACAGUGACAGUGCGGUCGUGGUGGUUCAAGUCACUGACAUCAAUGACAACAGUCCUGUUUUUACCUCCAGUUCUGUCACUGAAUCAGUCCCAGAGGAUGCAGAGAUAGGAUCCAAUGUUACUGUCGUUCCAGCGACAGACAAAGACAGCAGCUUCAACAAGGAGAUCAGGUACUCUCUGAGAGGAGGAGAGGGGAGGUUCUCUGUCGAUCCCGUGUCUGGGAUGGUGAGUGUGGCUGGUGCUCUUGAUAGGGAGACUAAGGCAGAGUACAACGUGCUGGUGGUGGCUGAAGAUCAGGGUCGUCCAGUCAGGUCGGCCACAGCCUCCCUGCUGGUCCGUGUGUCCGACAUCAACGAUAACGUCCCCAAGUUCUCAGAGGCUGAGUAUCCGGUAGAAGUCUUAGAGACAGAGUCAGUGGGUAAAAGCCUGCUCACUCUAUCAGCCGUGGACCCUGAUGAAGGAGCAAAUGGGAGAGUUACUUACAGUAUUUUCCAGCAAAGUCCGUCAUCAGACCUUCCCGUCUUUGAGUUGGACUCUUCCAGCGGGACUCUGCGGCUGGCCCAGCCUCUGGACUACAGUGAGGUGAAGAUGUACAGUCUCAAAGUUCAGGCCUCUGAUGGAGGGACUCCCUCUCUGGUUGGGAACGGCUCUGUGGUGGUGAAGGUGAAGGACGUGAACAACAACCCACCUGAGUUCAGUAAGGAAAGAUAUGAUGUGGCCGUCUUUGAGAACCUGGCCAGCGGUGCGUCCAUCCUGACCCUGGAGGUCACUGACAGGGAUGAGGGAGGAUUUGUGGGAACACUGCGGAUCCUUCCAGAAUCUGCUCCUUUUUCCAUCAGUUCUGAUGGGACAAUAAGAGUGAGGAACUCUACAGCUCUGGACAGAGAGACCACUGGGACGUUCUUGUUUCAGGUUGAAGCAAAGGAGACAGAGCCACCAAAUCAUGUUUCUAUGGCAAAUUUGAAUGUAACUCUUCUGGAUGAGAACGACAACAGCCCUAAAUUCACCAGCAGCAAGUAUGAGAGCAAAGUCUUCAUCAACCAAACAGAGGGGAUGUUGCUCCUGAAGGUUGAGGCUGAAGAUCCAGAUGCAGGUGUCAAUGGACAAAUCAAAUACUCCAUUGACUUUGGGAAUCAGAACAACUACUUCUCCAUUGAUGAAAACACCGGAGCAAUCACUCUGACGAAAGUGAUUCCAGUGAAAGAACAUCAAACCUUGGAGUUCUUGUUGUUCAUUACAGCCAGAGAUGGAGGUGUAGUGUCGCACUCUGCCUCAGCACAGGUGGAGAUUCUUGCUGUUGGAGAUACAAAACCACAGUUCACGCAGAGUAUCUACAGUGGCACCAUAGAAGAAGAGAGAGACCCAGGAACAGUGAUCUUCAAGGCUGACUUCCUUGCAACAGGAGAGAUUCCAGUGACUCUGCAAGUUGAUAUAGAAGCCGACAAAUUCUCCAUCUCCUCUAGCGGUGAGUUCACCACCAGAGUGAAGCUCGACUACGAUGAGGCUCCACACAACUACUCUGUGACCAUCUCCAUCUCUGACGGGGUCUACAGUGACAGUGCGGUCGUGGUGGUUCAAGUCACUGACAUCAAUGACAACAGUCCUGUUUUUACCUCCAGUUCUGUCACUGAAUCAGUCCCAGAGGAUGCAGAGAUAGGAUCCAAUGUUACUGUCGUUCCAGCGACAGACAAAGACAGCAGCUUCAACAAGGAGAUCAGGUACUCUCUGAGAGGAGGAGAGGGGAGGUUCUCUGUCGAUCCCGUGUCUGGGAUGGUGAGUGUGGCUGGUGCUCUUGAUAGGGAGACUAAGGCAGAGUACAACGUGCUGGUGGUGGCUGAAGAUCAGGGUCGUCCAGUCAGGUCGGCCACAGCCUCCCUGCUGGUCCGUGUGUCCGACAUCAACGAUAACGUCCCCAAGUUCUCAGAGGCUGAGUAUCCGGUAGAAGUCUUAGAGACAGAGUCAGUGGGUAAAAGCCUGCUCACUCUAUCAGCCGUGGACCCUGAUGAAGGAGCAAAUGGGAGAGUUACUUACAGUAUUUUCCAGCAAAGUCCGUCAUCAGACCUUCCCGUCUUUGAGUUGGACUCUUCCAGCGGGACUCUGCGGCUGGCCCAACCUCUGGACUACAGUGAGGUGAAGGUGUACAGUCUCAUAGUUCAGGCCUCUGAUGGAGGGACUCCCUCUCUGGUUGGGAACGGCUCUGUGGUGGUGAAGGUGAAGGACGUGAACAACAACCCACCUGAGUUCAGUAAGGAAAGAUAUGAUGUGGCCGUCUUUGAGAACCUGGCCAGCGGUGCGUCCAUCCUGACCCUGGAGGUCACUGACAGGGAUGAGGGUGGAUUCUCUGAUGGUUACUUCCUCUAUACCAAGGACACCUUUGAUAUUAACAGACAAGGUGUGGUCUCACUGAGGAAGGACGUCACCUUGGACAGAGAGACAACGGACAGCUACGUAUUACAGGUCGUGGCGGUGGAUCAGGUCACUGAUGGUCUCAGUUCAACAGCUCAGCUCAACAUCACCGUCCUGGACUACAAUGACAAUGCACCACAGUUCCCGAGUAUCCCAGACCCCCUCACUAUCCCUGAAGACGACUACUCGGAGGAAAAUCCAGGAGAAAUUUUCACCAUCGUGCCCACAGAUGCCGACCUCGGGCCCAACGGAGAGGUCACCCUGUCUCUCCCCUCCCCUCACCCACUCUUUAGAUUCAGAGAGGACGGGACGUUGCUGGCUGUUGGCUCUCUGGAUCGGGAGAGCAGGGAAAUGUAUGAUCUGGUUGUGAGGGCCUCAGACAAAGGCAGCCCGCAGAGAGAGAACGUCACCACAGUCAGAGUGCGCCUCAUCGAUGUCAAUGACAACAGACCUGAGUUCAGCUCCAGCAGCUACGUCAGCAGCAUCCUACUGAAAGACGCUGAGGAAGGGAAGCUGCUUCUGAACCUGUCUGCCACCGACAGAGACGCAGGGAACAACUCACUCAUCACCUACAGUUUCUCUGCAGGAAGUUCUCCAUAUUUGGCCUUAGACAGUGAGAGUGGGGCUGUGACAUUGACCUCUGACCUCGCUAAUGUCACAGAAGAUACCACCAUAGUGCUGACAGCCAUGGCUAAAGACAAUGGCCAGCCUCCUCUGCACUCCACAGCCCGUGUCGUGGUGAAUCUGAGGGUUGUCAGUCUGGUGGAGGGCGUGGCCUUCCGAAGCUCCUCUUACAACUUCAGCCUACUUGAGAACCAGCCGGUGGGGGUGAUGGUGGGGAGGGUCUGGGCCUCCUCGGGAAGUAACCUUUACAAUGUCUCUUACACACUAAAAACACACACUGACCUGUUCUCCGUCAAUGCCAGUGGAGCCGUCCUGACCAGAACGGUGCUGGACAAAGAAGAGCAGGAGUGGUACUUCCUGGAUGUGGAGGCAGUGGACACAAGGACCCCCCCUACGACGGCAGUGGCAAUGGUCAGAGUUCAGGUGGAGGAUGUGAACGAGCCUCCACAGUUUCCCUCUGAGGUUUAUCGUGCCUCUGUGUUCAGCAUCGCACCGUAUAAAACCCCUGUCAUCUAUGUCAAGGCUUCAGACCCUGAUGUCGGUGAGGACGGUCAGCUCGUCUACAGUGUGUCAGGGGACAGUCCUUACUUUGACGUGGAGCCGUCCUCGGGUCUGGUGUACUUGGUGUCAGUGGUGGGUCUGGCUGGACAGACAGCUGUAGUGGAGGUGAAGGCCAAAGACCGGGGAGAUCUUUACGCUACGACCAAGGUGGAGGUGGAGGUGCAGGGAAGUGCAAGCAGUGACGACGUAGCGGUCAUCUCUCUCAACAAGCAUGCUAACAUAGUGGAGCAGAAAGUCCCACAGUUGGAGAAGUCUUUGGGUGCAGCUCUGGAAUGGACUGUGAACAUCAUUGAGGUGACAAGUGCUAACGGAGGAUCCUCUCAGUCCAGAUCGCUGAGAGCUGCAGUGAAGACUUUGGUCAGCUUCAUCAGUGUAGAUGGAGGAGAGGUCGUUUCCUCUGAAGAGGUCACAAAGAAGCUAAAGAGCAAAUCAGCUGCAGUGACAGCAGAGCUGACCGAGGUGUUCGGAGAAGAUCUUCAUUUUGACGUGGAGAUGCCUCAAAGCCCCGCCCCCAACCAGGCUGUGGUCAUCGCUCUGGGCGUCCUGUUGGCUCUGAGCAUGCUGGGAUUGAUUGUUUCUGUUGCCCUAAUCAUCAGGUUCAAGAUGACACAGAAACAUCAGGAUACUGACAAAGAGAGUUUUGACAUCGGCCGACAUGCUGAAGGUUACACGAACUGGACACAGACGAGUUCUGAAACCACUGAGCAGAAGCGGUCACAAGAGGACAAGCAGCAGAGGACGGACAAAGAGACAGCUCAGUGGGACAGACGGACAGAUGACGGUGGAUCAGUAAAGACAGGUGGUGACAGUGUGAGAUCUAAACAGGACAGACAGACGGAGGACGUGGACAGUGACAGCGAUGAAAGUCACACUUCUUCUCUCUGAUGUGAACACAGCACUUUUCAGUCCGGCUGUAUGGAGUGUGCAGAGUGCCACUAAAAUAAUCAGAGACUUUUAUUGAGUUUAAUUUGAUCCGAUUAAAACAUUUUAAUUAAUGCCGUCGCUACAAGCUGCCUGAUUCCCAAAUUCCCAGAUGCUUCAUUUGUUUUAGAUGAUUUAUGAAUCACAAUCAAUUCAAUUUUAUUUAUAAAGCCCAAUAUCACAAACUUCAAACUCUAUUUAAAGUUAAGAUUUAAGGACAGGGGCGACGUUCUCUGAGUUGAGUUUGUUUUAAACGAUAAAGCGCUGAUUUAUUUAUUACCAUGAUGUGGCAGCUGAAACUCAGAUCUGUUUAUUCUAAACAUUAAUUUAUGAAUGGAUUACUUAAAUUUGCGCAUACCGUUUUUUUUUAUUAACUCACGUGUUUCUCACUGUCUUCAUCAGUAGAUUGAGUUCACUCACUUGUCAUGGAGAUGGCAAAGUUUUAUCAGGUGAUUUAUGUAUCUUGAAACAGUAAUCUCUGUGGCUGCAUCUGAAAUCACACAUUAAUAUGCCACUUAGUGCGCUAUAACAGCAGGUUUGAUUUUCUUAAUAUGUCCAAAACUUGAAAACAGCGGUAUGUAAAUGGCAUACUGUUUCUGUAAAAUAUUUGAGUAUUAAACACUAGAUACUACGCUUGGACGGCACGGUGGAGCAGUGGUUAGCAUUAUUGUCUCACAGCAAGAGAGUUCCUGGUUCAAACCCAGGGUGGAGGAGCCCUUCUGUGUGGAGUUUUCUCAGGGUGCUCCAGCUUCCUCCCACA